Mesorhabditis spiculigera is the source of this 1524-nucleotide messenger RNA. The record is from the annotation of a GenBank genome assembly. NCBI's taxonomy places the organism in Eukaryota, Metazoa, Nematoda, Chromadorea, Rhabditida, Rhabditidae.
AUGUCGCGCAACCCGACGGCGACGUUGCUGUUGGCGGCACCGCUCACCAAUUCCAUGUUCUCGUCUGAGUGGCGCUAUGAGGAAUCGGAAUCUUGUGUACAAAGCACGUCAUCUUUGAUGGAAACGGUUGAUGUCUGCACGAAGCUUCUGAAUUCACGAUUGGGAGAUGAUGUGAAAAAAGUGGUCGUGAUGUCCCUGCCCUUCGAACAGAAAGAGAAGGAUAACCUUACUGUCGAAACUAAGGUCCCCCGCUGGAGGCCGUCACGGGUGCCCGGCAGCAUCCAGAGCUAUGUUUUGGCGAUUGAAAAGGAGGAUGUGCUUUUGCGACUGAAAUUGUGGAACGACCGUACGUUUGAUGUGCCAAACAUAGCACCACUAUCUGGUCUGCUGACGCAUCUGAAGGGGCUUGCUGCACCCCCGGAGGCCGUUCUGCUCUUUAUCGAUAUGCCAUCUAUGAUAGUGGCGGGCACUGGCCACCACCUCUGUGAAAUUGCCGGCGCCUGCAAAGCCUUGCGCAUAAUCAUAUGGAGCAGCGAUGUUCGCAAAGACCAUGCCACCAUCCAAACCCUGAUGGGAGACGUGUUUUCUCGUCUUGACGAGCAGACGGAUGUGUCUCUUUUGUUCAGUUCCAUGUACGCGAAUCGUCAGAAUUUGGCGGAUUCCAUUGAGAACAGCUUAUCGCUUUGUGAGAAAAAGGCAACCCAGCUGAUUUGUGGCAACAUUCAGUCUUUCAUUCGGUUGCGGAAUACGCCCGGCACUACGCCAGCCAUUUUUCAUUCGAUUGAAGUGGUCGGCUCUAAUGAGGUACGACCGGAAGACCUGAUGUGCGGAAAAUUGGCGCUGACUGGGGAAAAUUACGUGGUCUCAGCGAUGGGGUCCAACUUUGAGGACAGUUACGCCCUUCUCAAUCUCAUCUCUCAAUCGAUCGAGAGUAGUCGUACGAAUACCAACACUGUACUACUCUGCAAAGUCGCGCGAAUCUUCGACUCGAAGAAGGAAAAGGAUAGCGAGAAUAACAACGUCAGCGCGACUGGGCCGAGAAGAAGGGCAGCCAAUUUCUAUGAUCAACCGGAAGAGGGGUGCGAAUCGUUGGAUGACUAUGAGAUGGCUAUAAUCUAUUCAAUGCCCUCAUCUCGAAAAGCAAAAAAAGUGGUCGCCCUAUCGAUGAUCCAACCUGGCCAUCAUUCGCUAAACGAUGGAUGUUUGUUUAAGGAAUUGAAAUUUGCGCCAUCGCUGACCCCGAAAGCUACAUUAAUUAACGAAGGACUCAUCUCGGAUAUGAAGAAGCGUGUUAAGCGCUGCCUGAACGCUGAUAGUGAAACGGGGCAGAAGGAGCUUCUAGAGCUGUUGCGAUUCUAUUCGACGUACUUUCAAGCGACCGGCUACGAUCCGGCAAAGGUACUGAGAAGUGUGCUGCUCGUCGAGAUCGAUGAUUUCAAGAAAUCGACGUGCACACAAAAGUCCGGCUACCUUCGUAUCUGGGCUAUUUUUACCGGAAACGCGGAUUCGUGGGUCGUCCUGUCG